GUCUCACAAUAUUUAUCCCUGAAGGAGAGAGAGGAGGCCGGAGAGGCUGAAUUAACGAGUGCCUGUUUACCUGGGAAGAAACAAGACUGCCAGAGCCGUGCUGCAGAUAUCCUGCUGACAAUCCCUGAAGGUUAGUUCAGAAGACAAAACUGGAUGAUCCUUGUGAAAGAGAAGAUUCAACGAUGGAGCCUGUCCAUAUUAAAGAGGAGAGUCCUGUACUGGAAUCAGUCCAUAUUAAAGAGGAGAGUCCUGUAUUAGAAUCAGUCCAUAUUAAAGAGGAGAGUCCUGUACUAGAAACAGUCCAUGUUAAAGAGGAGAGUCCUGUACUAGAAUCAGUCCAUAUUAAAGAGGAGAGUCCUGCACUAGAAUCAGUCCAUAUUAAAGAGGAGAGUCCUGUACUAGAAACAGUCCAUAUUAAAGAGGAGAGUCCUGUACUAGAAACAGUCCAUGUUAAAGAGGAGAGUCCUGCACUAGAAUCAGUCCAUAUUAAAGAGGAGAGUCCUGUACUAGAAUCAGUCCAUAUUAAAGAGGAGAGUCCUGCACUAGAAUCAGUCCAUAUUAAAGAGGAGAGUCCUGCACUAGAAUCAGUCCAUAUUAAAGAGGAGAGUCCUGUACUAGAAACAGUCCAUAUUAAAGAGGAGAGUCCUGUACUAGAAUCAGUCCAUAUUAAAGAGGAGAGUCCUGUACUAGAAACAGUCCAUGUUAAAGAGGAGAGUCCUGUACUAGAAUCAGUCCAUAUUAAAGAGGAGAGUCCUGUACUAGAAUCAGUGCAUAUUAAAGAGGAGCUUCCUGAACUAGACCCUGUCCAUGUUAAAGAGGAGGGUAACCAUUUUAAAACAAGUGGCUUGCAGGACUCUCUGUCCUGUACAGAAUGUGGAAAGAGUUUCAGUCACUUAAAAAAACUGAAACUUCACCAGCGAAUCCACACUGGAGAGAAACGACACAUUUGUGCUGACUGUGGGAAGAGUUUCAGUCAGUCAAGCCAUUUGAAAAUGCAUCAACUAAUUCACACAGGAGAGAAACCGCAUGUCUGUGCUGACUGUGGGAAGAGUUUCAGCCUGUCAGGCAAUUUGAAAAUGCACCAGCGAAUUCACACUGGAGAGAAACCACAUGUGUGUGCUGACUGUGGGAAGAGUUUCAGGAGAUUAGGAUCUCUGAAAGACCACCAGCUUAUUCACACUGGAGAGAAUCCAUAUGUCUGUUGUGACUGUGGGAAAAGUUUCAGCCAGUCAAGCAACUUAAAAAUGCAUCAGCGAAUCCACAGAGGAGAGAAACCACAUGUCUGUGCUGACUGUGGGAAGAGUUUCUGUCAGUCAGGCAAUUUGAAAAUACACCAACGAAUUCACACUGGAGAGAAACCAAAUGUGUGUGCUGACUGUGGGAAGAGUUUCGGGACUUUAGCAAAUCUUAAAGAUCACCAGCAAAUUCACACUGGAGAGAAACCAAAUGUGUGUUGUGACUGUGGGAAGAGUUUCAGCCUGUUAAGCAAUUUGAAAAUGCACCAGCGAAUUCACACAGGAGAGAAACCACAUGGCUGUGCUGACUGUGGGAAGAGUUUUAGGACAUUGGGACAUCUUAAAGACCACCAGCAAAUUCACACAGGAGAGAAACCACAUGUCUGUGCUGACUGUGGGAAGAGUUUUAGGACAUUGGGACAUCUUAAAGACCACCAGCGAAUUCACACUGGAGAGAAACCACAUCUCUGCUGACUAGAGCUUCAUGAAAUGAUUAUUAAUGUAAUCGAUUAAUCUAUCAACUCUUGCUUCGAUUAAUCAAUUAUUUGGAUAAACACCAACACAUCACCAAAUAGCAAGUUGAACCAUUUUUAACAUCCUAAACAAGAGUCCUAAACAAGUCACGCAGUGAUUUCCUUUCGCUAUUCACAGUGAACAAUGUAAAACCAAAAAUAAAUGUGUGCGUUUUUAAUUGGUAUUUAGUCGUAAAAUUGAUACUUUUAUUGCAUUCGGUACUUACCACCUCUGGAUGCUUUACAUUACAUUGAUCAGCGUUUCAAUACAUACCCUUUACAGUAAAAAUAAAUGCU
This is a messenger RNA of Acipenser ruthenus (sterlet), 2044 nucleotides long. RefSeq names its product zinc finger protein 70-like. The record is from RefSeq and is a predicted model, not a curated record. NCBI's taxonomy places the organism in Eukaryota, Metazoa, Chordata, Actinopteri, Acipenseriformes, Acipenseridae. The transcript is spliced from 3 exons. The coding region runs from base 183 to 1709 and encodes 508 amino acids.